Etheostoma spectabile (orangethroat darter) is the source of this 1166-nucleotide messenger RNA. Its product is annotated as trace amine-associated receptor 13c-like. The record is from RefSeq and is a predicted model, not a curated record. Bases 172 to 1158 code for a protein of 328 amino acids. Lineage: Eukaryota; Metazoa; Chordata; Actinopteri; Perciformes; Percidae. The transcript is spliced from 2 exons. Gene Ontology annotation, cellular component: membrane. Gene Ontology annotation, biological process: G protein-coupled receptor signaling pathway. Gene Ontology annotation, molecular function: trace-amine receptor activity.
GUGAUGAAGAUGAUGGUGGGAUGUGCAGAGUCAGGGAGGAGGGGCAUCAGAGUCAAACAGGGACUGAGAAAGAGGAGGGGAUGAAGAGAAUGAGAGAGAGAUAAAUCAGUUACAUGACUCAGGUUUGUUCAGAAAGCUGCCAGAGCUGCAGCUAUCUGCAGACCUCUGCAGAUGGAGGUUGAGGACGGAGCCAAGCUCUGCUUUCCCCAGUUCCCAAACACCUCCUGCAGGAAGCCCUCGUCUCCUUGGCCCCAAACAAUGCUCAUUUACAUUGUGUGGUACUCCCUCUCUCUGACCACUGUGACUCUCAACCUGCUCAUCAUCUCAAUCUCCCACUUCAGGCAGCUCCACACUCCCACCAACAUCCUUCUCCUCUCUCUGGCUGUCUCAGACCUUCUAGUGGGCCUCAUGCUGAUGCCUGUAGAAGUUCUCAAAAAAACAUCCUGCUGGUUUCUUGGUGACUUUGUGUGUUUUCUUAAUAAUUAUCUUUCAAUCAUCAUUGUUAUAUCCUCAAUAGGUGACAUGGUGCUCAUAUCAGUUGACCGUUAUGUGGCUAUUUGUGACCCUCGGCAUUACAACACCAGAAUCACUGUGAACAGAGUUAAACUCAGUGUUUUUCUGUGUUGGCUCUAUUCUUCUUCCUACAGCUCUCCCUUUGUGAAGGAUGACCUGACUCAACCAGGGAGGUAUAAUUCCUGCUACGGAGAAUGCUUGUUGGUCAUUGACUAUUUCACAGGAAUAAUGGAUCUUGUUUUGUCCUUUAUUGUUCCAGUUACUCUCAUCGUAGCUCUUUAUUUGAGAAUAUUUGCCGUAGCUGUGUCUCAGGCCCGUUCCAUGCGCUCUCACAUUACAGCUGUCACACUCCAGCUGUCAGUGACUCCAAAGGCAAAGAAAUCAGAGCUGAAAGCAGCCAGGACUCUUGGUGUUCUGGUAGUUGUGUUCCUAAUGUGUUUCUGCCCAUAUUACUGUGUCUCUCUUGUAGGUGAAAGCUUGGUCAAUGCUUCAUUUGCAUCAUAUGUUCUCUUUGUGUUCUUUUGUAACUCUUGUCUAAAUCCUGUGAUCUAUGCCUUCCUUUACCCCUGGUUUAGAAAAGCAGUUAAACUCAUAGUUACUCUUCAGAUACUGCAGCCUGGCUCCCGUGAGACCAACAUGCUGUAGAGAGGCUG